AUGGAGACCCGGCUGGUGCUGCAGGGGCGUUUGUUGCCGGAGAAAAGCCUGCAGGAGGACGACGACUUGGACAUGGAGGACGAGGAGGAUGAGGUGCCCUUCGUAGAUUCGGAGGAGCCUCUGAGUGAUGGGCUGCACGCCGACGGGCUCCCCUCGCGCCUCUCAGUCGCUUUAAAAAUUGUAAUGAUAGCGUUGAGGUUUCCAAGAAUAAUGGAGUUCAUUCCAGUCCUUCUGCCCCGGCAUUUUCACAAACUUCUGAACUCGGAACAUCCUGAAAGCUUGUACAGAAACUUGGAAGAGAUCCUAAAUACCUGCCCAUGGAAACUUGGCUUUAGUAGAAUAAACUACAGAGAAUUGAAGCUCAUUGGGUGUGAAGCAACUUGGCAGGCAUUUUGUCAAUGUGAAUUUCUUUUGCAAAAGAUUAAUAAUGUAGAGAAGAAUGCUUUGAUAACAUAUAAUCAGCUGAAACAGAUAUGUAGAAUGUAUGGACACACUUAUGUUAAAGAAGAUGACUUAACCUCUCAAUUGUCUGGAAAAAUAGCAUUUCAAGAUGUUUGGUGGUCUCUGAAGUUUUUGAAAGAUAUUGAAGUAGUGACAAAUGAGAAAGAAUGUAUCUUUCUUAUUGAGCUUUAUGAGGCUGAAAGAGAUAUUGCUUCUUUGGUACAUGAACUUAUGACCACAUCAUCAUGGAAGUUAAAAGUGGACGUGAAAAAAGUUCUUGCAUCUAUAGAGACAAAGAAAUCUAAGUGUGCAGAAGGAGACAAUGCAGUAAACACUAGUAAACCUCAGGAAGAAAAAUCAGAAAAUUGUGGUCAUGCUUUGGACAAGCAGAACCAAGUUUUUCAUUCUGAUGAAAAUAAAAAUGAUUUCGAAAUGCCAAGCCAAGUACAAGUAGACCAGGAUCAGAUGGCUGCCCUGGAAAUGAUUUGUUCUAAUGCAGUGACAGUCAUCAGCGGAAAAGGUGGCUGUGGAAAAACCACAGUUGUUAGCCAUCUCUUUAAGCAUCUGGAGCAAAUGGAAAAGGCAGAAGUGUGGAAAGCUUGCAAAGAUUUUGCGCAAGACCUGGGUACACCAGAAGAGUGGGACACUUUUGUUCAUCAAAGUAAAUGGAAGGAUAAUAAACGUAUAGAAGUAUUGCUCACAGCACCCACUGGUAAAGCUGCUAGUUUACUGAGAGAGAAAACUUGCCUUCCUGCUUAUACAUUACAUCAGGUAAAAUACAGCUUCUGUUCAUGGCAGAAAAUAGUUAAGAAGUUGAAGGAAAAUAUGGAAUCGGGGAAGAAAAUCCCAUGGAAGUUUUCUUCAGUGAGAGUUCUUGUUGUGGACGAAGGGAGCUUGGUUGGCAUAACAGUCUUCAGAUCAGUUUUAAACUUGUUGCGUAAGCGUGCCAGACUUGAGAAGUUGAUUAUCCUUGGUGAUAUCAGACAGUUACCCAGCAUUGAGCCUGGUAACUUGCUAAAGGACUUAUUUGAGAUCCUCAGAUUAAGAAACUGUGCUGUGGAGCUAAAAACUAAUCAUAGAGCAGAAUCUCAGCUUAUUGUAGACAACGCAGCAAGAAUCUCUACGCGACAAUUUCCAAAGUUUGAUGCAGAAUUGAUAAUUUCCGAUGAUCUGGCCAGCUCUAUCCAAGGUCAAAAUAAGAAGUUUAUUUUUGUCAGACUGCCUGAAGUUAAUAGUCACUCUCAGUCAUCUCAAGGAAACUAUCGCUCUUACUUGCAUUCUGCAGUUACAACUUUACUUAAUGGAGCAGCGGAACUAAAGAAUUCGAAAACAUCACAAUUCAUUGCAUUCAGAAAGCAAGACUGUGACCUAAUAAAUGAUUGCUGUUGCAAAUUCUACUCACAUCACUUACUCAAAAAUCACAAACGUAGAUUUGUCUUCCAAAAAGGUGAUAAAAUCUGUUGCACCAGGAAUGCUUACCUCUCAGACUUGAUCACUCAAAAUUCUGAUUGCCUUCAAAAUGAAGAAUUAGAGUUGGCUCAUGCUGAAGAUCCUGAUGCUUUUUAUCCUAGUAAAAAAACCCAUGUUUUUGAAAAAGAUAUCCGGCUAUGCAAUGGAGAGAUAUUUUUCAUAACAAAUGAUGUACAGAAUGAAAAUGGAAGAUUUUUGACUAUUAAUAAUAUGGCUGGCUUAGAGGUUACUGUAGACUUCAAAAAAUUAGCAGAUAUUUGUCAUAUAAGGCAUGCUUGGGCAAAAACAAUUCAUACAUUCCAGGGAUCAGAAGAGGACACAGUGGUUUAUGUCACUGGAAAAGCUGGUCGACAGCACUGGCAGCAUGUUUACACGGCUAUAACCCGGGGUCGCUCCCAGGUGUAUGUCAUAGCAGAAGAGUCCCAGCUCCGGAAAGCAGUGAGGCAAAACAGUCUUCCCAGAAGAACUCGUUUAAAACAUUUUUUGCAAAGGGAGUUUGCUGAUAGCUAUGCCUUUCCAAAGGAGGCAUCAUCCCCUUCCACAAGCCAUGGAGAAAGUAAGGGCUAUAGCACCCAACCUACAGCACCUCCCUCAGAGCUGCUCCUAUCUGGAACUGUUGGAAGCACCUUUCUUGAAAUUCGUGGCUCUGAAGAUAAGGAUGUGACAUUAAUUACUAGCGGAGGAGAGAAACUGGUUUCAUUUGAGGAAACUGAGAUGGAGGGAGAUCCAUUGGAGUUAAGAGGAGCAAAGAGAAGGACUACAAAUGACUGUGAAAGUCCAAACAAGUUACUUCUGGUGGAAGAAACGUCUCCACUUGUAUCUGCCAGAUUUCAAAAUAUGACACUGAAAAACUUGACUCCCAAGCAGCUUUUCAAAACUGCCGGAAGUGAAGGAACUUAA
Molecule: messenger RNA, 2811 nt
Organism: Gracilinanus agilis (Agile Gracile Mouse Opossum)
Lineage: Eukaryota; Metazoa; Chordata; Mammalia; Didelphimorphia; Didelphidae
Gene: HELB
Product: DNA helicase B
Exons: 12
Coding region: 1-2811 (936 amino acids)
Source: RefSeq, a predicted model, not a curated record